AUGGAUCAUCAAGCAGUUAUGGAGAAAUAUGAACAUUUUUUAAACAUGUUUAGACUAGUGAUACUGUCCCAAAUUUUCGUAUCGUCUGUAUCGAUCAUCACGCUUUGGUUUCUGUUCAUAAUGAGUUUCUCCAACGAUGAUAAAUACAAGGAUUCGGAUAGUGUAUUCAAAAAAUGUGUCUUCAUAACUCUAGGAAUAUUGUGUGAAAUAUUUAUUUUGUGUUAUCUCUUUGGCAAAUUGCAUGAUCAAAAAGAUUCAAUAAUAUUCGGGUUGUAUAGCAGUAAUUGGACUGAAAUGGAUAUGAAGUGUAAAAAAUUAAUAUUAUUGACAAUGAAAAUGAAUAAUGCUAACCAAAAAAAGUUAAAGUUUACUAGAACGAAAAUUGUAAACUUGGAAAUGUUUUUUAAAACAAUGAGUGAUUGCUAUUCGAUUAUUUCGGUUUUAAUAAAUUUAUCAGAUUAUUAA
This is a messenger RNA of Myzus persicae (green peach aphid), 465 nucleotides long. RefSeq names its product odorant receptor 46a-like. Gene Ontology annotation, cellular component: plasma membrane. The coding region runs from base 1 to 465 and encodes 154 amino acids. Gene Ontology annotation, biological process: sensory perception of smell; detection of chemical stimulus involved in sensory perception of smell. NCBI's taxonomy places the organism in Eukaryota, Metazoa, Arthropoda, Insecta, Hemiptera, Aphididae. Gene Ontology annotation, molecular function: olfactory receptor activity; odorant binding. The record is from RefSeq and is a predicted model, not a curated record. The transcript has 6 exons.